This is a messenger RNA of Tricharina praecox, 949 nucleotides long. RefSeq lists its product as uncharacterized. NCBI's taxonomy places the organism in Eukaryota, Fungi, Ascomycota, Pezizomycetes, Pezizales, Pyronemataceae. Gene Ontology annotation, molecular function: nucleic acid binding. The record is from RefSeq and is a predicted model, not a curated record. The transcript has a single exon. The coding region runs from base 84 to 800 and encodes 238 amino acids.
CCGCAACGUCAUCACGCUCCGAUCGCUCACCUUAGUUACGCGCGAACCAGCUCCUUCCCUCCUCCCUCCCCCCACAACCCAAGAUGACAUCCUCACCCCCGCCCCCGCAAGAGCUCGCACACAGCACCUACUACCAGAACGACCUCGCCCUCGUCGAGCCGCACGACCCAGACGCGUGGAAGCGCGUGAAGCCAUAUUCCGCGGGCUACCGCCGGCACCCCGUAACCUUCAUUCCGGCCGGGCAGACGUCGUCAACGUUCCCGAGCACCUCAUCGCCGCACACGCCCAGCAGCAGCGGGGCGGACGUCGCGGCGCGCUACCUCCGGCUCGUCGGGAUCACCUCCUCUGCACCCACACCCGCCGCCGCCCCACCGCCGGAAAACUGCGCCAGCUGCAACCUCCCCAUCGCCACCGGGCACGAGCUGACGCUCGCGCACCAGUCGUCUUUGGAACACAGUUUCCCGCCGCACCACCACAGACGGGGUGUGGGGCUGAAGAUUCUCGAAGAGAAAGGGUGGGAUCCCGAGGAGCGCAAGGGGCUCGGGAAGCAGUUGCAGGGCGACCGAUACCCCGUCAAGGCGGUGGAGAAGAAGGAUCGUCGAGGACUGGGCGCGACCGCGAAGAAGAAGCCUACGGCGGGCGCAAGGGUCGAGAAGGUAAGGGAGAAGUUGCAUGCCAAGGCGGUCAGGAAGAGGGAGGGCGAGGGGAAGGAGCGCAGGGAGAAGAUCAUGAGGGAGCUUAGGGGAGGUGUCGAUUGGGGCGUCAUGAUGGGCGGGGAGGAGAUGAAGGGGCUGAGAUGAUGUGGGGCCUUGUAGGAGUGCUCAUUACUGCUAUUGCUUGGUUUUGCUUGCGUGGGUCAUCGGCGUUGGGUUUGCUGGAUUGUGCGUAGAGGAAACGGAACACUCGCUCUAGGAUAUAUACCACUCUUCUCAUGAGUUGUCGGCCUCCA